Messenger RNA from Cladocopium goreaui, 523 nucleotides. The record is from the annotation of a GenBank genome assembly. NCBI's taxonomy places the organism in Eukaryota, Dinophyceae, Suessiales, Symbiodiniaceae.
AAGCACAUUGCAGCUGAUAGUCGAACUUAUGGGUCAAGUUGCUUCAAGCAACUUGGCCACACCGAAGACAGGAAAGAUGGCGGCAAAAGCUCCGGUGGAGGUGUUCUCCGCCACUUUUGCCGAUCGUGUUGCUGGAGCCCUGUGGGGGAUGCACAUCGCAGAUGCUAUUGCCAUGCCAACUCACUGGUACUACGGAGGACAGGCACAAGUGCAAUCAGAUUACGGCAAGAUCACUGGCUAUGUGAAACCCAAAGUGGAGUUGCGUGGAUCGAUCAUGGCUCUUUCAAACACUGGAGGAGCUGGGCGUGGAAGCAAUGACGGUGACAUCAUCGGUUCGGUGAUUGCCCAUGGGAAGAAGCCCUAUUGGACCAGGGCAAGGUCGCACCACUACCACUGCACUUUGGACAAAGGCCUGGAAGCUCAGCGAGUUGAUCAAGGAAUCCGGUUCCAUUGCCAGUCUGCAUCAAACUUGAGAAUGCCCAACGCCGGUUUGGAAGUAUGUCGGAUAGCUAUGGAUAGCUAA